AUGUCUGACAGCGAAGAACGCGAGACCAAGCCCUUCAAGUUCGUUACUAGCUUCGAUGCCCGUUUCCCGAACCAGAACCAGACCAAGCACUGCUGGCAGAACUAUGUCGAUUACCACAAGUGUAUCCUAGCCAAGGGCGAGGACUUUGCGCCCUGCCGCCAAUUCUUCCACGCUUACCGCUCUCUGUGCCCCAGCGUUUGGGUCGAGCGAUGGGACGACCAGCGUGACAACGGCAACUUCCCAGUUCGUCUGGACCAAUAG
Mytilinidion resinicola is the source of this 261-nucleotide messenger RNA. Its product is annotated as cytochrome c oxidase, subunit VIb. The record is from RefSeq and is a predicted model, not a curated record. The transcript has 5 exons. Gene Ontology annotation, cellular component: respiratory chain complex IV; mitochondrion. Lineage: Eukaryota; Fungi; Ascomycota; Dothideomycetes; Mytilinidiales; Mytilinidiaceae. The coding region runs from base 1 to 261 and encodes 86 amino acids.